Effrenium voratum is the source of this 537-nucleotide messenger RNA. The record is from the annotation of a GenBank genome assembly. Lineage: Eukaryota; Dinophyceae; Suessiales; Symbiodiniaceae.
AUGACCCACUCCAAAUGCCUGGCCACGGGGGCCCAGAUCGCCGCGUAUGCGGCCUUGAUGCCCCACAGCCCCGCUCCUAUUCAGGUGAUGUGCGGCCUCCAGGGGUCUCUCCUCUGCCAGGUGGUGCCUAAGGCAUCCUGGACAUUGCAGGACCUGCUGGAUGCAGUGAGCUUGGAGACCCAGAUCCCAGGCGAUGACUUCCGACUUGUCUGGGGCGGAGUUGCUUUGGCCCCUGGCCCUUUGCCCUUCAUGCUCCUCCGUAAGAGUGAUGUGCCGUUGAGCUUGACUCUCGUGAGGGUCAACCCCGCCUGGGUUGCGGCUUUGGAUCGGGUCCUCGCAUCGCUGGUGCCGGAGCUGCCAUCCUUCACAGCCCUCGUUGAGCAACCAGGGCAGAUCGACCUGGGAGGCGACGUGCGGGGCCGCUUCGCGGAGAACCGGGACCUGGCGCUGGCGGCCGUGCAGCACUCUGGGAGCUUCUUGAUGCAUUGCCCGGAGGAGCUGCUCCAAGACAAGGACGCUUGGGACGCGUUGGACUAG